Rhincodon typus (whale shark) is the source of this 3039-nucleotide messenger RNA. RefSeq names its product V-type proton ATPase subunit B. The record is from RefSeq and is a predicted model, not a curated record. Gene Ontology annotation, cellular component: proton-transporting V-type ATPase, V1 domain. Gene Ontology annotation, molecular function: proton-transporting ATPase activity, rotational mechanism; ATP binding. Bases 106 to 1266 code for a protein of 386 amino acids. The transcript is spliced from 12 exons. Lineage: Eukaryota; Metazoa; Chordata; Chondrichthyes; Orectolobiformes; Rhincodontidae. Gene Ontology annotation, biological process: proton transmembrane transport.
UCGAAGGCAGUGGUUCAGGUGUUUGAAGGAACCUCUGGCAUUGAUGCGAAGAAAACAAGCUGUGAGUUCACUGGAGACAUUCUGCGUACUCCAGUGUCUGAAGAUAUGCUUGGUCGUGUUUUCAAUGGGUCUGGAAAGCCAAUAGACAGAGGUCCCACUGUGCUUGCUGAGGACUACUUGGAUAUUAUGGGUCAGCCAAUAAAUCCUCAAUGUCGUAUCUAUCCUGAGGAGAUGAUUCAAACUGGAAUAUCUGCUAUAGAUGGCAUGAACAGUAUUGCGCGCGGACAGAAAAUACCCAUUUUCUCAGCUGCUGGUUUACCACACAAUGAGAUUGCUGCCCAGAUCUGUCGUCAGGCUGGUCUUGUCAGAAAAAGCAAAGAUGUUAUGGAUUAUACUGAAGAGAACUUUGCCAUUGUGUUUGCUGCAAUGGGUGUAAACAUGGAGACAGCCAGAUUCUUCAAGUCGGAUUUUGAGGAGAAUGGGUCGAUGGACAAUGUGUGUCUAUUCCUGAAUCUAGCUAAUGACCCAACCAUUGAGCGUAUUAUCACUCCUCGCCUUGCACUGACGACAGCUGAAUUCCUCGCGUACCAGUGUGAAAAGCAUGUGCUGGUUAUUCUCACUGACAUGAGCUCAUAUGCAGAGGCUCUCAGAGAGGUCUCAGCAGCUCGAGAGGAGGUGCCUGGUCGUCGUGGUUUCCCUGGUUAUAUGUAUACCGAUUUGGCCACCAUUUAUGAGAGAGCUGGACGUGUAGAGGGCAGGAAUGGUUCCAUCACACAGAUCCCCAUCCUAACCAUGCCAAAUGAUGAUAUCACUCAUCCCAUUCCUGACUUAACUGGCUAUAUUACUGAAGGACAGAUCUAUGUUGAUCGACAGUUACACAAUCGACAGAUAUAUCCUCCAAUAAAUGUGCUACCUUCAUUGUCAAGAUUGAUGAAGUCAGCAAUAGGAGAGGGAAUGACACGCAAGGAUCACGCAGAUGUCUCUAAUCAGCUGUAUGCGUGCUAUGCUAUAGGUAAGGAUGUGCAGGCUAUGAAAGCUGUGGUUGGAGAGGAAGCUUUGACUGCUGAUGACCUGCUGUUUCUGGAAUUCCUGCAGAAAUUUGAGAAGAAUUUCAUUGCUCAGGGAGCUUACGAAAAUCGCACUGUGUAUGAGACCCUGGACAUUGGCUGGCAGUUGCUGCGAAUCUUCCCCAAGGAGAUGCUAAAACGAAUCCCACAGAGCAUCCUGGCAGAGUUCUACCCAAGGGACUCGGGUGCCAAGCAUUAACUUGGCGUGCAGCAUUAAUGUUUUUUUUUGUCAUGUGACCUAUUUAUUUCCUGUGAUGUUUUAACUCUUGGAAACUCUGGUAUUUGAACAAAGCAAGCAUUUGUGAUUCUGCUUGUGAUUAUUUUGAGAUCUUUGAUCCUGAGUUGGAUUUGGAGCAUCUAUCUUAGCAGAGUCUGCUGGUAAUGCAGGCCUCUGAGCAAGGCAGUCUUGCAUCUUGGUUACAACCAUGGGUUUGUGAAUAUUUCGGAGAGGCUCUCUUGUGAAUUAUUGACUCAUUGCCAUUGUGUUUUAAAGUAUGGUAAAGGUGCUGAACUGGUUGCCUAUCUGUCAUAGGCAACUUAUGACUAUUAAUUGAUAAUUGAUAUGUAUCUUCCACUAAGUAAUGUGUUAAUUAAUGAUCCCAGUUGAUAAUAUCCAGUGAACAACAGAAGCAAUUAAUUAUUUUGCAACUUAACAUUCUCACAUGAAAAAUUUGGUUUCUUUGCAGUGGUGUGAAGAAAUGAAUUCUUCCAUCCUGUUGAUUUCUUUGGAUGUUGCUCAGACUACUUUAUUGACCUAUGAGGGUGGGAUAGAUGUUCAUUUCACAUAGAAGAAACAUUUUAGUUUCUUCUGUUCACCUACUUGUCCAUAACAGUAAAUGACUUGCUCUCUUAUAAGUAUAUCUUGUAGCAGAGAUGAGGCAGCUGCUGACUUCAUACAGAAUGUCUUUUGGGAAUUGAUCUAUACUUCUGAAUUGGCACCUAACAAGAUUUGUGGAAUGCUUCAUCUGGUAUACCUCUUAGACACCACAGAUAGUUGCUGUACUGUACCUGCUACAAUUAUUAAGGGCUGUCAGCAUUUGCAGUUAGUAUUUUUGCAUUUUGCCCGAAUCCUGAUUCUUGAAGCAAGUGAUAAGACCAAAAGUAGAACAGACUUGUCAGUACUUUUAAUUUGCAUUUUUUUGUGCAAUCCCUUUGAACUUACGGUGGUUUACAUAUUUGAUUAUCUCUGUUGAAGAACAGGCGUUUGUAACAUGUUAGGCAACCUGAGGCGAUCUGGCAAUCCGGUUCCAUCCUUUCUUUGUCUGGAUCUGGUCUGAGGUUCUGCUGUGUUUGGACUUGGAUGGAGAUGGAUCAAGGUACUUGGAGCAUAGUGUGGUCUUUACCAAUAUAUGUAACUGAAUGUAUUGGUAAAUAGCUUGGAAAAUACAGGCUUUUUGUAUAGCAUUCUGCAUGAAACUGGAAGCACUUUUUUAAAAUUUGUGUGCAAUGUGAGGACAGUUGCCCUUCCAUGCUGUCUCGAUCAAUGACUUCUGUGUUCAAUUGAGAUUUUCCUUGUGCUCAGACUGCCUCAGUAUUGCUUGUGGACUUGUGGUCCUUUCAGUUAGAGCCCUUGUGAGUGCAUCAGAGACUAAUUCUGAUUGUAUCUAACUGUGUUUCAUGCAGAUUUUUUGAUUGCAUUUAUUCUGCGUUGACUUUCAUGAGAUGUACACAUUGUUUAGUUGUUCAGUGUUACUUGUAAGUUUACUUUUGUGUUAUAUUCUGUGCAUUCCAUAAAUUCUGAUAUGUGUAUAAAGAUCAUUUGGUUUGAAACUCAAAAUAUUAAAACAUCUUAAAUGUCAACCACGAAUAAAUAAAUGUUAAUAGAACAGUGACAAUUGUUAGCGUCAUUAAUAUUUUUUUCAAUACCCACAUUGUUGAGGCCUGGAAAGCAAAAGUCAUUUAAUGGAAAGCGGCUUUUAAUGUUUGAGAAAAUCAGCAUAUUUUAUGUAAUUAAAUAUUUCUGCAUAGACAA